Molecule: messenger RNA, 369 nt
Organism: Vicia faba (fava bean)
Lineage: Eukaryota; Viridiplantae; Streptophyta; Magnoliopsida; Fabales; Fabaceae
Source: the annotation of a GenBank genome assembly
AUGGCGGCGAAGUUGCAGCAGUUGACAUCCAAGGCGUGUCAGGCAUCCCAAUUUAUAGCAAAACAUGGAACUUCUUACCACAAACAGCUGUUGGAGCAGAACAAGCAAUACAUUCAGGAUCCUCCUACAAUAGAGAAAUGCAACCUUCUGGCUAAGCAAUUAUUUUACACUCGCCUCGCAAGUAUUCCUGGUCGUUAUGAGUCCUUUCAUAAGGAACUUGAUUAUGCCAAACAAUUCUGGAAGAACUGGAAAGAGAUAAAGGUCGAAGAUGCAGGUAUUGCUGUUUUGUUUGGCCUGGAAUGCUUUGCAUGGUUUUGUGCUGGCGAGAUUGUUGGAAGAGGAUUUACUUUCACAGGUUACUAUGUCUAA